UGUGGUUGCAGAUACAGGUUGAAAUGGUUGAAUUAACAUGCAUUUGGUUCUGCACUGCCUGUGGCUCAUAUUAAAUAUUUUUCCAUGUUCAGGUGUACCUACACGGACAAAACUUAUCAUCAGUCUCAGUACUAUAUCUGGAAUCAUCUUAUUUGGAGCUAGUAUUUCAGUCUGUUGUCUUUCAAAGUGGAGAGGAAAGCUUAGGAAAAUGACAAUCCCAAGGCUCUUUAGGUCAGUGGCUGCAGCCAUCAGAUCAGAAAAACUACUAAGGGAAACUGCAAGGAAAGAGCAAAUGAAGGAAGAUGAUGCAUCGAAAGUGGUGGUUUAUGAUUUUGAUAGCAUACGCCUAGCAACAGACAACUUCGACGCAAAAAACAAACUCGGGCAGGAGGGUUUGGCCCAGUUUAUAAGGGAAAACUGAGCGAUGGUAAGGAGAUAGCAGCAAAGAGACUUUCGAGCAGCUCAGGCCAAGGCAUAGCAGAGUUCAAGAAUGAGAUCCUUCUAAUAUCUAAACUUCAACACCAAAAUCUGGUGAGACUCCUCGGUUGCUG
This is a messenger RNA of Eucalyptus grandis, 551 nucleotides long. RefSeq lists its product as uncharacterized. NCBI's taxonomy places the organism in Eukaryota, Viridiplantae, Streptophyta, Magnoliopsida, Myrtales, Myrtaceae. Bases 38 to 421 code for a protein of 127 amino acids. The transcript has 3 exons. The record is from RefSeq and is a predicted model, not a curated record.